CCUAAUUCUCUUCCAACUCUAUGUCUGGGUGAUAUUGGCUGGAAAGUGGACUAGCAGGCAGGCGUGGUAAGGAAGCUGCUGCAGCUGACCUGUCAAAUCAAAGAGCCUGCAGGAUGGAUGGAACAAGCUCAUCUGCUUAGCUGUUUUGAUUGGGAAGGCACGGGAGAAGAGAUUAAUUGCUGCAGAUAUUGGGGCUGGGAAACAGAUGCUAGAAGAUGCUUAAAGAGGUACCAAGAAGUAAACUCUAGACAGCCGUGAAGAUGAGCAACGAAACCACCCCGGAGGCAGUCUCUUCCCCCCCGGUCUCCUCCCCGCCCCCCCAAGGACAGCGUUACUUCGAUCGGUUCUCCGAAGAUGACCCAGAAUAUCUGCGCAUCCGGAACAUGGCGGCCGAUCUCCGGCAGGACUUCAACAUGAUGGAGCAGAAGAAGCGAGUCACCAUGAUCCUGCAGAGCCCAUCUUUCAGAGAGGAGCUGGAGAGCCUUAUCCAAGACCAAAUGAAGAAAGGGAACAACUCCAACAUCUGGGCCCUGCGACAGAUCGCGGAUUUCAUGUCCAGCACUGCUCCCUCCGUCUUCCCCACCUCUCCCAUCAGUCUCUCCAUGGUGACGCCCAUCAACGACCUCCAUGGCACCGAGUCGCUGUCCCUAGUGAAAGGGGAGCGGCUCAUGCGUUGCAAGGUUGGCAGCAUCUACCGACUGCUGGACCUGUACGGCUGGGCGCAGCUCAGCAACACCUACGUCACGAUGCGUGUCAGCAAAGAACAGGAUCACUUCUUGAUCUGCCCUAAAGGUCUUUCGUGUAAUGAAGUCACCGCUUCUAGUCUGAUUAAAGUGAACAUCCUGGGUGAAGUGGUGGAGCAGGGCAGCACCAGUUUUUCCGUGGACGCUAGAGGAUUCGGCCUGCACUCAGCCAUUUAUGCAGCCAGACCCGACGUCAGAUGUAUUAUCCACUUGCACACGCCUGCCACUGCGGCGGUGUCUGCCAUGAAAUGUGGCAUCCUGCCUGUAUCCCACGAUGCAUUGCUGCUGGGCAACAUGGUGUACUUCGAUUUCAAUGGAGAGAUGGAGGAAGAGGCAGACAGGAUUGAGCUACAGAAGUGCCUUGGACCAACCUGCAAGAUCCUGGUGCUGCGAAAUCACGGCGUGAUCACUCUGGGAGAUACAGUGGAGGAAGCUUUUUAUAAAACCUUUCACUUGCAGGCUGCUUGUGAGAUCCAGGUCUCUGCCUUGUCUAGCGCUGGGGGAGCUGAGAAUCUGAUUGUGCUGGAGCGGGAGAAGUACAGGCCCCACGAUGUUGGGUCAGUCCGAUGGGCCGGGAGCACGUUCGGACCCAUGCAGAAGAGCCGCCUGGGAGAGCAUGAGUUUGAGGCCCUCAUGCGAAUGCUGGACAACCUGGGUUACCGAACAGGCUACACGUACCGGUACCCUUUUGUCCAGGAGAAAAUCAAGCAUAAAAGCGAUGUGCUGAUCCCUGCCACCGUCACAGCAUUCGUCUUUGAGGAGGAGGUUGCUCCCAUCGCCACCCUCCGACAGCAUGCCCAGAAGCAGCAGAAGGAGAAGACCCGCUGGCUAAACACGCCCAACACCUACCUACGGGUGAACGUAGCUGAGGAGAAUCAGAGAAGCGCGGGCAGCCAGCGGACUAAGACCACGUGGAUGAAGGCCGACGAGGUGGAAAAAGCCAGCAGCGGGACCCCGAUCCGAAUUGAAAACCCCAACCAAUUUGUGCCUCUCUACACAGACCCACAGGAAGUGCUGGAAAUGAGGAACAAGAUUCGGGAGCAAAACCGCCAGGAUGUGAAAUCGGCAGGACCCCAGUCCCAGCUCUUAGCCAGCGUGAUAGCAGAGAAGAGCAGGAGUCCGUCUGCGGAGAGUAACCUGGCUUCCAAAGCAGACACGGAGACACAAGAAGAAUCCCAGGAGGAGAUACCAACUGAGCCAGAGCCCCCAAACCCGUUCAGCCAGCUAACCGACCAAGAGCUGGAGGAGUACAAGAAAGAGGUGGAAAGAAAGAAACUGGGAUUAGACGGUGAGAGAGACGCGAGCGUGGAGGAAUCUCAGGCUUCUCCUGUGAAGUCUCCCUGCGCUUCCCCACAGCGAAGCCCCACAAAGUCUCCACCAAAGAGCCCACCCGUGUCCCCCGCGAAGUCCUCAGACGGUGCUAAGAAGACGGACACCAGCCAAGCCCUUGCCGAUCCCACUGCUGCUGGAGAGGAGGUGCAGCUGGCAGCGGUGGUCGUGAACGGGAAAGAUGACGACCAAACUGCAGAAGACACCCUAAGCAAAGGAAUGAGCCAGAUGACCACAACCACAGAUGCUGACCCAGAUGCCCCUAAGGACAAAACCGAGUCAAUUACUAGUGGGCCUGUGUCCCCAGAAGGCUCGCCAUCCAAAUCUCCCUCCAAGAAGAAGAAGAAAUUCCGGACCCCAUCCUUCCUGAAAAAGGGCAAAAAGAAGGAGAAGGCUGAAUCUUGAUUCCUCUCCAGGCCUUCUCCUCCUGCUGCUUCCUUCCUUCUCCCCCACCCACCAAGGUCACCAGAGCAGUAGAGGAAGCUGAUAGCCAAUAGCUGCCUCUCCUAGAAUGGUUUGUGCUGAGAUAGAACCAGAGGUUGAGGGUCCUGGAAUGACUCCUGUGUAAUACGUGUGGCUGAGACAACAUCUAGACUUUGGGGGAAAUGAGGCAAAUUUUCUGGGUACUCAUGGCGCGAGACGUAUCAUUCCCUGUUAAACCGGUUUUUGAAGAAGUAAGCGAGUUUAGGAAUGAUUGUGGUCCUUAUUUUCUGCUCAAGGGAGCUAGUCACUAAUUUCACAAGCUGUAAAACUGGUUCUCUGUACCAGUUCCUCCUCGUCACAGCACUAAUGCUCCAAACCAUUUAUCUCCUGUGGGCUGUUUUUCCACAUGCUGCUACCUUUACAGCCCAUGUGGCCGCCUUUUAGAAAUAAUUUGGUGCAAGAAAAGACCCUCGUGAAACAGGAGGGGACAUUGACAAUGAUUGAUUCCCUUUUUCCAGUUCUGCAGUGGAAUCCUGGCUAAUUACAGUGUUGCAAUUCGCUGUAUAAUCUCAAAUGGAGACGAUCCAGUUUUAUCAAAACCCAAAGGUGAAGGAUUGCUCUCCUAGAAGGAAGGGUCAGGCUAUGGACCCAUGACCUUUUGCCUCCUGGGCCUUACACCUAGGCCAACAAGCCAUUUUCAAGUUCCUUUCUAGCCAGAAUGGUGACACCAAGUUAUCUAACGAUCCAUUUGCUGCAGUAGUGAAGCCUCUUGGAAAUGACUAUUGUGUCUCAGUCGGUGGGGAAGUACACAAAUCCCUCCCUCACAAUAACACACAAGAUAACGUGUCCCACUAUAUUUAUAGUGGUAAGAGCGGGGAAGGAAAAAAGCCUCCGGGAACUCUCUAUGUUAAGUUUAAUAAGCAAGAAAAUUUCAGUCACUAAGUGCUAUUUUGUUAGUUUGGAAUAAAUGCACGCUGACGAUAUCGCUCCUGUAAUAAUCACUCCAGAAUGAAAAGCCUAUAGAAAAUGCGACUUCACCCCCACUUGCUGCGCUACUAAUUAAUUACACUUAGAUGAGGCUGCGAUGCAGAUAUGAGACCUUUUAGCACUUUUCAUUGCGUUCAGCUUCCGCUGGCUCAGCACAUGCCAUUCUGGACUGGCAGCGAAGCGGGGUUGUGAGUGCAUUCCCUCUUCCCCACCCGCACUCUCCCACCAACCCCGACUCCAGAGUGAAAAUGAAACACGAGUUCACACCUGUGACAUGUUAUUGCCAACUGGCUUAACCUGCCCCCCCCAUCUCUAACCUUCACCCCCUCUUCAAAAUAAGACAAAGUUACCAACAGAUGAGGAUUAUUACAAUUUACAAUCAGAGAAUCAUAGAAAUAUAGGGUUAGAAGGGUCAUUGAGAGACCAUCUGAUUCAUCCCCCCAUGCUAAGGUAGGAUUAAGUAAACCUAGACCAUCCCUGACAGGUGUUUGUCCAACCUGUUCUUAGAAUCCUCCAAUGAUGUAGAUUCCACAUCCUCCCUCGGUAACCUGUUCCAGUGCUUAACCAUCCGGAUAGUUAGAAAGGUUGAGCUAACAUCUAACCUAUCAUGCCACAGUUAAAGGAGAUAAACAGGCCAAUGUUCCUCUGUCAGUUUGAGGACUCUGGCAUUAAAGGUGCUAACCAAAUGAGAGCUUGAUCUUGCUCCAUUGAAACAGGAUUUCCAUUGGCUUAAAUGGGAGCUGGAUCAGACCCCGAAGGCUUAAGGUCGCUGUUCUCAAACAAUGGGCUAUUGUUAGUCCGCAGAAUGGCACUUGGAGAACCAUGCAAGGGGGUGGGGGGUGUGUGUGUGUGUGUGUGUGUGUGUGUGUGUGUUGAGAAACUGGGAAAGAGGUGGUCCAUGGAGAAAUCUUUCUCUGUCAUCAGGUCCACAGAAUGGAAGGCUUGAGAACAACUGACGUAGAAGGAUAUUGUAGUCUGUAUACUGACGCAGUAUUCUGGGUCAGGCUCAUCGCUAACGUCUACCAGUAGUUCUAUAAGAUCAGAAAGCGAGGCUACUUUCUGUAGUGGCCUGGACUUGAAACCGUGACGCUGAACGCCAAUGAAGUUUGGAUUUGGAUGUGAUUCCGGUUCCAUAAUUUGUGAGCCGGAUCCAUCUCUGCCUGUAUGAAGCAAAAUGGUUGGAAAAAUUCUGAUAAAAAAGCAACACCUUUCGUUGUGGUGUUGUGGUUUUUUGUUUUUUUUUAAAAUGUUCCAACCCUGUGGUUUUCAGAGUCUCAUUUGUGCUGGAAUGAGGCUGUGGGGUCUAGUGGUUAAAGCACAUAACUGCAUCUUAGGAUAAACCAGGGUUCUAUUCUCCGCUCUGGCCUGGUGGUUGACCUUGGAUUAGUCUCUGCACCUCAGUUUCCCCUAUGUGCUUUGAGCUCUGCUGUUGAAAAGUGCUAUCUGUGAACGCUAGGUAUGGUUAUUUAUUAUUCCCCUUCACAGUAACAGAAUCUGUUCAGGCAAAAUGUCCUUGAAAUAAUCUUUUUUUAAUAAGGCUCUUGUGGUGGGGAAUCCAAGAACGUGCAUUCCAGCAAGAUCCAUACUGAGAAAGUAGCUGAUGCAUUUUCUUCAUAGGGUAGGGAAUCAGCUCCCCAAUCUUGCAUCACGAUUUGCCUUAAUACAGAACUUUGGGGUGAUUCGCAAUUUUUAAUAAGCACCAAUAUCUUGCUUUGCCACCUUUUUUGGGGAGGGGGAGGGGUAGAAUGGAGGGGAAGAUAUUUUGAAAACACCAGUUAUUUUUAUUUUAAAGAGCAAGUUACUAGGUAUGCUUGGCAAAUGUGGAACAUGGAAAAAAAAAUCAACAAAAAAAACCUCAGCAGCAAAAACGCCGGACCUUUUAGAUAUGUGCUCUUGGUGUUCAUGUAUGCUAGAUAAAUUAAAUCCAGGUCCUUAAGGUUAGCUGUGCUUAAGUUUCUGUUGCCUAAAUCCAUUGUAUGCACGAUGGGCAGAUUUUGACAAAUUAAAGGCCCAAACCUAUAAAUAUUUA
This is a messenger RNA of Malaclemys terrapin pileata, 5511 nucleotides long. It is a transcript of the gene ADD2, whose product is annotated as adducin 2. Lineage: Eukaryota; Metazoa; Chordata; Testudines; Emydidae. Gene Ontology annotation, molecular function: actin filament binding. Bases 261 to 2477 code for a protein of 738 amino acids. Gene Ontology annotation, cellular component: plasma membrane; postsynaptic density; cytoskeleton. Gene Ontology annotation, biological process: barbed-end actin filament capping. The transcript has 15 exons. The record is from RefSeq and is a predicted model, not a curated record.